Seminavis robusta is the source of this 1650-nucleotide messenger RNA. The record is from the annotation of a GenBank genome assembly. Lineage: Eukaryota; Bacillariophyta; Bacillariophyceae; Naviculales; Naviculaceae.
AUGGCUCGCAUCAAGAAGGCCACUCCACCGUAUCGGUUUGGCUUGAAGCCAAUGCGAUUGGUGGCCAGGUUUGACGUAGCCCUGGCAGAUAGCCAGAUUCCCUCUUCAUGGCAUAGUCUGCAGUUUUGGCAAGUUGAAGAAGAGAAAGAAGAAAGAAAUAAGAUGUCGAACGUUGAAGAAGAUAACACCGAAAAUGGCCGAAGCUACACUGACAUCCCAUACGCCGAACUAGGGGCUGUGCACCCUGAUGCCGUGGUUGUUGGUCCUACUGAAAGGUACUACAAGUGCAGUGGUGAGAAAGCAGCUGAUCUCAUGGCAAUGGGAAUCGGCCUCAAGACGUUUGACUUACGCGAGAUCGGCAAUGUUGAGGAGGAGCCUUAUUGCUCCAUGAAGUUGAAGAAGAAGGUAACACCCACACAGAAGCACAUGUGUGACGAGAUCAAGCGUCGUUGCAUUGUGGAUGGUCAUCUUGAACCAAAGUGUGGCCACUGGGACAAGAAAAAGUGUCAUAGCUGGUUGCAGAAGAACCCACUAACCAAUGCAAGUGACAGGGCCUUUGUUGUUGCCGCCGAAAAGAUGUUGCACGACCUUGUGACAAAGGCGGCAAAUGAAAAGGCAAAGGAGAAGAAAGACAAGGGACCUGCUCCGUGGAACACUGCCGAACCAUACAUCCGUCUGAUUGAGUGCAUGCUGGACGAUACCAUCCGUCCAAUCUUCCUGGAGAUGCACAGGAUGGGAGAAAGGGAUGAGUUAGAUGCAAGGAAUUCCGCUGAUAGGCCUGAGACCAUCUUCGAGGCUUGUGCAAGACUUUUUAAUGACAAGAACAAGAAAGUAUUCUCACGUUGCUUACCUGAUUUGCAUUUCACCUUUGCUGAAGCCUUGGAUUGUUCCUUCGAACAUAUGCCAGGCCCUGUCACAGCUGAUGAAGUGAAGCGCCGCUGGGGUGACAGCCGUGCCAAGUUGAUCAAGAUCAUCGCCAAGUGGGAGCUCAGUGGCAACGGAUUCGGUCAGCGUGGUGUUGAGGAAGAUGAAUUUGGUCACUUGGGAGAUGACCAGCUCCAGUGUGGAGAUAACCGUGCUAACUUUUUGGAUUCCCAGACCAAGGAACACAUCCUGUACUUGUGGCAUGUUGCCGAUGAAGCACAGAUCCUGAAGAACGUCAUGAGUGUCAUCUCUGAUUCUUGUGCCGCAAGUUCCGAAGCUUGUUCCAGUGUGGCUGGAUCGGAGGUUGCAGUGACUGCACGCAACAGAAGAGUGGACGAACGUGCCUUGGGUUUCUUCCGCGCAAAGAUGGGACUUGCAAUGCACACCAUGUCGCGUGCUGCCAUUUUCAAAGAACUCCGAGAAACUCAGGACAAAUUGUUCGAGUCACAGGUAAAGGUCAUGGAGACAACAAGCUCUAACAUGAGCGAGUUGUACAUGGGUCGGGUCCGCAUGUUGGAGGCACAUGUCAAGGCCGUUCAAGAGUGUCUUGAUUCCCUCGAUGGUGAGGAAGCUGAAAAGAAGGACCGCCGUGAACGCCGUGCCAACAAGAGAAGAAAGACCAAUUCCUCUGCCGCUGCUGCUGCCUUGGAUUCUGAUGACUCGGACUCGGAUGAUGAUGAUGAGGAUGGUGAUGAAGUGGCUUCCCGUGGAUCUAAGGGCUAUUGA